CAGCGCCCAGCCGGCUCCUCCGGCACUUCGCACCCGCGCAGCCCCCGCUGCAUCAAACUCCGGGGGCGCUGCCCCUCUUUCUCCCCCUCCUUUCCCCGGCCCGCAUCGCGUUCCCUCUGUUCUCCCCCCCCUCUCUCCCCCUUCCCCGUUCCCCUCCGGUUGGAGCCGCUGGGUAGGUCUGUGUGUCUGUCUGGCUGUGUGUCUGUCCGGCCGGCCGUCGGUCGGUGCUGGGCGCGUGGCUCCUUUGUGUACGGCAGCUGCUCCUGAAUGCGGAGGCAAAGCCUGUGGCUUGGCACCGGGCUCUUCCAAAGCAGCAGCCCUCCUCUCGGCCGCCCCGGCGGACGGGCACCCACCUGGGCUCCGCGCCCGCCACCCCUGCUCCCCGCUCCUCUCCUCGUCUUCCUCCUCCUUCUCCCCGUUUACCUGCACUUUGCCGCCGCCGCCGCCUCUCCCCUUCGCAGCCCCCUGCCGCCCCCCGUCCGUGCCCGCUGCCGGGGAAGGCACCUGAAGGUGGAUCUAUCAAAGCCCCCGGCGCUCUCUUCAAGUGCACUUCUGGGACCAAAGCACCAGCAUGGAUGUAAGAUUUUACCCGGCUGCUGCGGGCAGCUCGCUUCCCGGAGACCCCUCCAACCUGGACUUUGCCCAGUGCUUGGGUUACUACAGCUACAACAAGUUUGGAAACAAUAACAACUACAUGAACAUGACAGAGGCAAGUAAUGCAUUUCUUGCUGCAAAUGAGCAGACGUUCCACACACCGAGCCUUGGGGAUGAGGAGUUUGAAAUCCCACCCAUUACGCCCCCGCCAGAAUCGGACCCUGCACUGGGGAUGGCAGAUAUACUGCUGCCCUUUCAGGGCCUUGGUGACCAGCUGCCUGCACAAGGAAAUGAAUUUACGCCUCAGUUUCCCCCACAGAGCUUGGAUCUUCCCUCUAUUACGAUAUCCCGAAAUCUUGUGGAGCAAGACGGCGUCAUCCACAACAAUGGAUUGCAUAUGGAUCAGAGUCACACACAAGUUUCUCAGUACCGCCAAGACCAUUCUUUGAUUAUGAGAUCCAUUGUCCACAUGACUGAUGCUGCUCAUUCAGGAAUUAUGCCUCCCACUCAGCUCACCACCAUUAACCAGUCUCAGCUAAGCGCACAGCUGGGGCUAAAUUUAGGAGGCACUAACUUGCCACACACUUCUCCCUCCCCUCCUGCAAGUAAAUCAGCCACUCCUUCCCCAUCCAGCUCUAUAAACGAAGAAGAUGCAGAUGAAUCAAAUAGAGCUACUGGAGAAAAAAGAGCUGCCCCAGAUUCUGGCAAGAAGCCCAAGACUCCAAAGAAGAAGAAAAAGAAAGAUCCCAACGAGCCACAAAAGCCAGUGUCAGCAUAUGCCCUUUUCUUCAGAGAUACACAAGCUGCAAUUAAAGGGCAGAACCCGAAUGCUACAUUUGGAGAGGUUUCAAAAAUAGUGGCAUCAAUGUGGGACAGUUUAGGAGAAGAACAAAAACAGGUUUAUAAAAGAAAAACUGAAGCUGCCAAAAAAGAAUACCUAAAGGCACUUGCAGCCUAUAGAGCAAGCCUUGUUUCCAAGGCUGCUGCAGAGUCUGCUGAGGCCCAGACAAUUCGUUCUGUCCAGCAAACGUUGGCAUCCACAAAUUUGUCUUCCUCCCUUAUUCUGAAUACUUCCCUCUCUCAACACGCAACAGUAUCGGCAUCUCCUCAAAGUCUUCAACAGUCCCUUCCCAGAGCAAUUGCUCCAAAACCUCUGACCAUGAGACUGCCAAUGAAUCAGAUUGUAGCGUCUGUUACCAUUGCACCAAACAUGCCAACAAACAUUGCAGCUCCAUUGAUAAGCUCUAUGGGAACAAAUAUGGUGGCAACACCAUCUUCAUCUCAAGUAAGUCCCUCAAUGCAAAGCCAGCAGCACCAGCUACAGCAGCUCCAGCAGCAACAAAUGCAGCAGAUGCAGCAACAGCAGCUACAUCAGCAUCAAAUGCAUCAGCAAAUACAACAACAAAUGCAACAGCAGCAUUUCCAGCACCACAUGCAACAACAUUUGCAGCAGCAGCAGCAUCUUCAGCAGCAAAUUAAUCAACAGCAAAUGCAACAGCAGCUUCAGCACAUACAGCUUCAGCAAAUGCAGCAGCAGCAAAUGCAGCAUAUGCAACACCAGUCACAGCCUUCUCCUCAGCAGCACUCUCCAGUAGCCUCUCAGAUCACAUCUCCCAUCCCUGCCAUUGGGAGCCCUCAGUCAGCACCUCAGCAGCACCAGUCACAAAUACAAUCUCAGACACAGACUCAAGUAUUAUCACAGGUCAGUAUUUUCUGAAGAUAAAUGAUCUUGCAGCAUCGCUUUGUGUUGAUGGAGGGGGUAGGGGUAAACCAUAUUUGGCUGAAAACUGUAAAUUGUUGAUGGUAGUUAUGCAGGGAUGCAUAACAGAUCAAAUAAUUCUCUAAAGUGUCUAUUAGAUAGGCAAUAAAGAACUACAAUGUAGCUGUGUAUCAUCUUUUAGCUGACUAUAAAUCAUUUUGUUUAAAAAAAAAAAGCUGUGCUCUUUUUCAUGUGAUGCCUUUUUAAUUUAUUUACGCUUUACCUACAAUAUGUGAAUCAAAUGGCCUGAUAAAUACCUGGACCUUAUGACUGCAAAAUGGCCUUUCAGAGUUAUAUGAUACAACCCUUCUUUCUCUAAAAGUGAAUAAUGCACUUCAAGGCAGUAUGAACUCAUGAAGCCCUUAAAGCACAGUUGUAACUACCUGUAAAAUGAUGAUGAUUGGUUUUCAUACAAUCAUACUUGUAUGACAUGAGUUAGUUGAUGGCAUUUUUUGUCAUGAAAAGAAAUAGAGUAAAUCACAGAUUUUUUGCCAAAGCUAUUAAUUUUCUGUCCUAAAUAUCUUCAGAAAAACAAAUGCAAGUAACUGAACUUAAAUGUUUGAUCCAUCCUUUCACUACAUUUCUCCAAAUAAACAUACCAUAGUUUGUAACAAAAUAUAUAUUGACAGUUACCCUAUUACGUUAAUUCCAAUUACAGAACAAAUGUGAAUAUUAUAUUCUGUGUUGAAGUGAUGAGUUUCAGAUUUAAUACACUGUAUUUUUAAAAGGGAAAUGCACUUAAAUAAAACUGUUAUUACAAAAAGCUAAGAUGAAAAAUGCAAAAGUUUUUAAUAUGCUGUAAAACCGGUAGAAUAUUUAAAAGAAACUCCACAGCCGAAUAAUCAAUGUAAAUAUUUUCUUUAAAAGUUGUAAGUUUUCAUAUCAUGUGUUGUAAAGUUUUCAUAAAUGAGGCUUUAAUGUAAACACUGGUAACAUGAAUUAUUAAUUGCUACAUUGCUUAUUGUGUUUUUAUGCUGUUUUAUACUUUUUUAUGAGU
Cygnus olor (mute swan) is the source of this 3350-nucleotide messenger RNA. RefSeq names its product TOX high mobility group box family member 3 (gene TOX3). The record is from RefSeq and is a predicted model, not a curated record. Gene Ontology annotation, cellular component: nucleus. Gene Ontology annotation, biological process: regulation of transcription by RNA polymerase II. Lineage: Eukaryota; Metazoa; Chordata; Aves; Anseriformes; Anatidae. The transcript is spliced from 7 exons. Bases 572 to 2311 code for a protein of 579 amino acids. Gene Ontology annotation, molecular function: chromatin DNA binding.